AUGGAGAAUAGUGCGCAGGAAACGACGAGAAUACCUCCGGUUUUUAUCGCGAGCGAGGCAAAGAAGGAAGGGUACGAAGAAGAACUCGGACAGCCAUUUCUUGAGGAAGAUUUGGACACGGAUGGAGGGUGCCCGCAUCAUAAGCAUCAUCAUCACGGGCGACGAGGACACAAAAACCCGUUUAAAUUCGCGUUCUUUCUCUUGCUGGGAGUAAACGUCGUCGGAGUUAUGAAACACUGUCAAAUGAUGCGAAGGAAAAUGGAGUGGUGUAAAGCGCACCCGAAGAAGUGCGAGAAAUGGAAGAAGCACCACGGAAUGCACGAUGGAGGGAAAAUGGAAGAAAAGCGCGGCGGCGAGUUCACGCGCAAUCCAAUCGUGGACUACUUCUGGCCGCAACCGCCGAUGUGGAUGCGACACCACGCGCACGACGACGGGGAUUGGGAGACGACUGUUAAAUUUGAAGGCGAAACGUUUCCUCCGGAAGAAUUAGGAAGUGAAAAUAUUGGGUUGGAACAGUUUCGAGUUCCCGAAAAUUGGAAGUGCAAAAAGCACGGAAAGCGGGCGCGGGGGAGAAACGACGACGACCACGAUCACGACGACGACGACGACGACCACAAAUACAGAGGCGGCAAAAACUAA
Messenger RNA from Bathycoccus prasinos, 639 nucleotides. RefSeq lists its product with no specific name. The transcript has a single exon. Lineage: Eukaryota; Viridiplantae; Chlorophyta; Mamiellophyceae; Mamiellales; Bathycoccaceae. Bases 1 to 639 code for a protein of 212 amino acids. The record is from RefSeq and is a predicted model, not a curated record.